CUUCUCCAAAAAAGUGUCUUAGUUCCCCGUCACCUGAGCGCCCAGGACGCGUCCGCGGGAGCCUCGCCGAGCCACGCCUGUCGCAGCUCGGAUCCUGAUACCCGGUCCCUGCCCCUCACCCGCAGCCAGCCGCCCCCACCCCCAGGCUCCGUCCUUCUCGCUGUCCCUUCCCCAGAACCCGGCCGGACCGAACCGGGCCGAGUUGGGCCGCCCCGGCGCGGCCGCUCACCAUGGCGUCCCUCUUCAAGAAGAAGACCGUGGACGACGUAAUAAAGGAACAGAAUCGAGAGCUGCGAGGCACACAGAGGGCUAUAAUCAGAGAUCGAGCGGCCUUAGAGAAACAAGAGAAACAGCUGGAAUUAGAAAUUAAGAAGAUGGCCAAGAUUGGUAAUAAAGAAGCUUGCAGGGUUCUAGCUAAGCAGCUUGUCCAUCUACGAAAACAGAAGACAAGAACUUUUGCAGUCAGCUCAAAAGUCACGUCAAUGUCCACACAAACUAAAGUGAUGAAUUCCCAGAUGAAGAUGGCUGGUGCGAUGUCUACCACUGCAAAGACAAUGCAAGCAGUUAACAAGAAAAUGGAUCCACAGAAGACACUACAAACAAUGCAGAAUUUCCAGAAGGAAAACAUGAAAAUGGAAAUGACUGAAGAAAUGAUCAAUGACACCCUUGAUGACAUCUUUGAUGGCUCUGAUGAUGAAGAAGAAAGCCAGGACAUUGUGAAUCAAGUUCUUGACGAAAUCGGAAUUGAAAUCUCUGGAAAGAUGGCCAAAGCUCCAUCAGCUGCCAGAAGCUUACCAUCUGCCUCCAACUCUAAGGCUACAAUCUCCGAUGAAGAGAUUGAACGACAACUCAAAGCUUUAGGGGUAGAUUAAAUCAAAAGCCAUACUAUUUUCACUUUCUACAAUUAUUUGAUCUAAAGUGGGUCCGUUGUAGAUUCCUUUUACAAAACAUAUUCAUUUUGCAAAAAUGAGGACCAUGAGUGAACACUUGUUUCCUGACCCAUGGCUAUUUUGAAUCUUUGCCAAAGAAUGCCAGUGAUGCAAAAAUGGAAACAGUUUAGGUUUUGAAUAGAACCACGAAGGUCUGAUGAUGUGUGCAAAAUGAGUUCUUUCUGCAUCACAGAGAAACAGUGUCAGUACUUAGUGCCGGGCGUGUUCUAAAUCUUUUACACUGAAAUCAGAGUUCUUGUUAAAUGCCUUUUAGGCGCCAAUGUAAAGAGCCUUGUAAAAUAUUAAAGGUGUAUCGUUAAUUCUGUAUCUGUUGCUUGUCCUUUGUAGACAGUUCAGUUAGGACCACAGGCAGUACAGCUGCCAAAUUAUUUUUGAACCAUCUAAAGAAGAGUGCUAUUUAAACAUCUGUCUUUAAAACUGUCAUGAGCUUUUACUUUUCUUCCAUUUUUCCCCCUUUGGGAGAACAUUCUAGUUGGUAAGUUUAUUACCUUUCAAAAUGUGCUUGGCACCUGCCUUAAAUAGCACAAACAUAUUGUGCACAUCUUUAAAUUAUUUUAACUGGCAAAAAAGAAUUUCACUUUAAAAUAAAUUAAGUCUUAGAACAGUUACCCGAGCUGUCUUUUAAAGCUUACAAAAGCAAAGUGGAUAUAAUUAGCAAAAUGAAGGAAGAAGAUGCUGAAUUAAUAACAUUUUAUAGCAAUGAAACCACACUUGUUCUUUCUUCCAAGAACUGAGACUUUCUCCGUAUAAUUUAUGACUUAGUCUGUGUUGAAUUUUGAUUUUAUUAAUAUACACAUUAAACCCUCUAAAUUGAAGCCAUUCUUCCAAAUGAAGAACUACUACUAUGACAAUACUUGACCUAGAUUUUUAAAGUAAAAGGGGUUUUUGUUUUGUUUUGUUUUUGGUAAAUAAAUUGCAACUUUGUCAGAAAUUACUGCCUAAAAUGCAUCAUUGUGUUAGCAGUAAUUCAAAAGUAAGUUAGCUAUGUUAUAUAGAGGCCAAGAGAAAGGAGAGGCUGCCACAGAGUUAGAAGUAGAAGAGUUAGAAUUAGCUUAGUUUUGAAGAAUGAUGUUGUAAUAUAUGGAUUCUGACACAUCCCAACACAGAAAGUGUAGGAACUCCAAUCAGUUUGACCUGGCUGAUCCCGAGGAAUGGACUUUUGGACUGUCAGGUAACAAAGGCAGAUACAUACUGCCGCUUUAGACAUGGCACACAUACAUGCAAGGAACAGCAGCUCCCUCUGCCACCGACUUCAGAAUCUGUAAGCAUCUUGUGUUCAGAGAGUAGGCCUCAGGACUGCUGGUCUUAAGUGCACAGUUCGCAGUAACCCUGGACGGGAAUGGGUCCACACAUCGUACUGUAUCAUCGGGUAUUGCACCCAUACCUGUUUUGGAUGUACAUAGUAAUGCUGUCUAACCUGAUUUACCUUCUUGUUUACAUGUGGGAGCUUUGCGUUUUAAGAUUAUUUUGUCUUAAAAAACAAACUCAAUAAAGAUUUAUUGCUCUUA
Messenger RNA from Arvicola amphibius (Eurasian water vole), 2458 nucleotides. RefSeq names its product charged multivesicular body protein 2B (gene Chmp2b). The coding region runs from base 231 to 872 and encodes 213 amino acids. Lineage: Eukaryota; Metazoa; Chordata; Mammalia; Rodentia; Cricetidae. The record is from RefSeq and is a predicted model, not a curated record. Gene Ontology annotation, biological process: protein transport; endosome transport via multivesicular body sorting pathway; late endosome to vacuole transport. Gene Ontology annotation, cellular component: ESCRT III complex; multivesicular body. The transcript has 6 exons.